Messenger RNA from Mesorhabditis belari, 828 nucleotides. NCBI's taxonomy places the organism in Eukaryota, Metazoa, Nematoda, Chromadorea, Rhabditida, Rhabditidae. The record is from the annotation of a GenBank genome assembly.
AUGUCGUCCCUUUCUAUCAAUGACCAAGCUCUCCUUGCUGGCAUCAACUGUCACAUGCAUCAUCUCAACAAUGGGACUUUUACAAUGGGAGAUCUCGGUUCCGAUCCGGCUUUGUAUUCGUGCUCGGGUUCUGAUUCUGAUUCUGACUCAGAUUCUGAAAAGAUUGUCGAACCACGCGACCUCUUUUUCAAUGUGAAUACGAUUCAGAAAACGGUUGAAAAGGGUACGAAAGCUCGCUUUCGUGGUGCUGCUCGUCGUUUGAUGCUGGGACGUCGGCAAGGAAGAUGCAGCGUUUACAAAAUGCACCCAGGAGGCUUUGCCGAAAAGUUCAAUUACGAUUUCACGAAUAUUUUGACCGAUCAGCAACCAUUCUCUCGGGGUGGAUCUCAAUACAUUCGCCCACUGGGGUCAGUGCGUUAUGCUCUCGAUGUUCUGGACAAAUAUGGGGACAAUGCCUGGCUCGGAUACGUUGGGCGCCAAAGUGCGAACGGCUCUAUUGAUGGCGAAUGGCCAGUUGCUUAUCAUGGAACAACGGAUCCGCGGGCUGCUGAAAUUGUUCGUAGUGGUGGACUUGAUUUGAAAAAAGGCGAGCGUUUCAAGUUUGGACAGGGUAUCUACUGCACUCCUGAUCCAAAGACUGCACUCUAUUAUGCAUCUCCUUACGAACACAAUGGAAAAAGCUACAAGUUGAUCGUUCAGCUCCGUGUCGAUCCAUCUCGUCGUGAAAUUGUGCCCAAGUCUCAACACGGUGAGCCUGGCCUUGGUGAUUACUGGAUUCUCAAGGAAAAUGAUGCCAUUCGUCCAUAUGGAAUUUGUGUCUUUCCGUGC